CUUUAAGCGUGGCUCCUCAUUUCACACGAUACCUAUCCGCGCCUCCACACCCCUCUCUUCCAAACGCUCCAUCGGCGGCGCCUCUCUGCCUUGCACCGCCGUCGCACUGAACUUCUGUCACACUGAAGCUCCGUCACAUCCCCUCCCGAUGCUUCUUCGUGUGUUGCUCAUGUCGCUUCGUAUCGAACCCUAAUAUGCAGAAAUCGCUCUGUUUCGAUCUUGUCUCAACUGUGCAGCUUUUCUGCAUCUCGUCCGAUUCAUCACCUCUCCUCAAACUUUGCAGCGCGCUGCCGUCGUUUUCCUUCUCGCACUUCUGGAUCUGCUACCACUCAUAGAAUUUCCUGUUCUAGAAUAUCGAGAAUCUAUCCUCAGAUUUGGUUAAUUUCUGAACUUAUCACUUUCAGUUUUCUGGAUUUUUAUUUUCAUGUUUGAAAUACUGAUUGUGUAGAUUUUGUUGUUCAAUUAGUUCAUUCUUUUUUCAGUUGCUGAGAUGAUUAUAUGGCUUUAAGUCUAAAACAUGAGCAAUAGAAUAACAAGAGAACACUCUCCUUAAGUUGCUCGUUACAAGAUUCAUGCAAUCAUUUGCGAGAAGAUUUGAAGACUGUUUUGGCAAAAAUUGAAUCACUAUUAGCUGGCUUUGGCUUUGGAUGGGAGACUGUUGUCUAUAUUCACCUUUACAUAGAUGACAUGAGUAAGUUCUCAGAGGCAAAUGAGACAUAUGUGAAAUUUAUAACCCCGGAGAGAGUAUUUCCUCUUGGGCACCUAGUUGCAUUGGGCCAUACAGUCAGUGGAGGUGCUAGUGCUGAACUGGAACUGGCUCUCAAAAACUGUGAAGCUGUGGCAAAAUGCUCUAAUUGUUCAAUAUCCACAUCAGCAAUUAUGUUUGUUGUUUACUGUUCGAAACGUGUCUCAUCAUCCGAGAGACAUGAUAUGCAGGAGAAACUAGAAACAAUCCUUACGCAGAUGAGGAUCUUUCAAUUACAGGAACAAAACACCUGCAAAGCAUUAGAUCCCAUAGUUCUUUAUGUCCUCGUUCCUAAUCUACCUAAAAGGAAUCCGACAAUAUCAGAGGGUGAAAACCAACGAGAGGAUAUUCAAGCAAUGAAUAUAAUUCUUAAUCCUGGACUAGCCUUUGGAAUUGGAGACCAUCCGACUACCAAAUUAUGUCUAUUACUCCUACAUGACCGUAUAAAAGGAGGAGAAUACAUCUUAGACUAUGGCACUGGCACUGGAAUUCUAGCAAUUGCAGCUCUAAAGUUUGGUGCUGCCUUUGCUGUUGGAGUCGAUAUAGAUUCACAAGCAAUUGCAUCAGCAUCUAAAAAUGCUACUCUGAAUAACAUCAGACCAGACAAGCUGCAACUGCACUUGAUUGCAAGCCAAACUUCUUCAUCCUGCAGGGAUGACUGGCCAUCUAGAGUUGUCGAGGGAGAAAAUGCUUUCGAGAUAGACAAAGUCACUCACAAGGAUAAAUAUGAUGUGGUCAUCGCAAACAUAUUUUUAAAUCCUAUGUUAAAUCUUGCUGAUCAAAUUAUCUUUUCUGCAAAGCCUGGAGCAAUUAUUGGUCUCUCUGGAAUCUUAAGUGAACAGGUCCAAAACUUUUACAAAAAUAUUCACUAUUCUUAGAAGGCAUAGAAGUGUCGAAAAUGGAUGACUGGGUCUGUGUGAGUGGCAGAAAAAGAAAGAAUAUAGAGUUGAUGAUAUACUAGGAAUUAUAGUUGAUGAUCAAUACAUUUUGUUUAUGUUUUGAAUUAUAUUGAGUUGCUUGUUUAUAGUA
Molecule: messenger RNA, 1774 nt
Organism: Arachis ipaensis
Lineage: Eukaryota; Viridiplantae; Streptophyta; Magnoliopsida; Fabales; Fabaceae
Source: RefSeq, a predicted model, not a curated record